CGAGAAUGGGACAAUGGGGAGUAAGGAGAAUGAGGGAAGGUGUUCUGGAGACGGUGGCCAAGGAGCCUGUGUCUUCAGGGGAAAGUCAGGCUUCACUAGGAGCUAGUAGAUGGAAGGAGGGGGAAAAGAAUGGAUUUCAGAUGGAGGGAAGCCUGUUGCCUCUGGAACAGGCAUUCCACAGAGCACCGUGCAAGGGCUGGGUGGAGUUAGGACCAGACUUUGGGAUGGGACGAUGAAGGGACUGGCGAUGAGGAAUUGGGUGGUACUAAGUGUGCUAAGUAAGGGCAGUAAGGGUUUGGGUGAUGAUCUUCAAGACUUCAGCGUCACUGGGAUGGCAAAGACGUGAGCAGGUGUGAGAAUGUCCGCAAAGUGGGGGAUGCCACUCCUCUGCCCUCCGAGCACAGGUGCAGGAAGGAGAUGGGAGGCUUGGAGCCGAGGGAGGCUCGCUCGCUCUUUGCAAUCGUGGGGCCCCAUGAUUGGGAGACUGGGCUGGGAGCCGCUGCGAGUUGCCUUGCACUGGUGCCCAUGGGCGCGGUGGUUUGGGGCCGAUGGGGGAUGGCCUGGCCAACCCCAGUCCCUGCCCCGGCUCCAGAGCUCAGGGACUGGGGUUGGGGGGGUGGUCUGCUCUGUCUUGUGCCCCUAGGAAGGUCCCCUCCUCCAUCUUUUCCAGGUAAAGCCCGUCUGAGCCGAUUCCCUGGACACGACGCUCCUCCACUGUGACCCCCCCACCAUCUGCUGUUCUCCUCUGCCUGUGAUGGGGGGGCGGCGCUCCCGAGGUCUCGGGGUCGCGCACCCAUGCCCGGCAUGUGCGGCGCUCCCAGUGGGGACAGAGCGAUGACAAGCCCACGGCUGUCCUCUGGGUGCACGAAAGCCUCUGGAUUGUGGGUAAUGGAGCCUGUCCAAGUCUGGUGGACUCCGUUUCCCAGAAGGCCACGCGACUCCUCUGGAUGGGGAGCAGAGAGGGUCGUUUCGGUGCGGCUUCGCCUUCUCGCGCCUGCGCUCCAGGAGUCAGUGACGUUCCAGGAUGUUGCUGUGGACUUCACCUGGGAAGAAUGGGGAUGCUUGGCACCUUCUCAGAAGGAGUUGUACAAGGAUGUGAUGCUGGAGAACUACAGGAACCUGGUCUGCCUUGGACUGGCAGUGUCCAAGCCAGGUGUCCAUGACCAGGUGGACCAAGGGGAAGCACUUUGGAUGGCAGAGAGAGAAGACUCAGGAAGCAGCCACGGAAGUUGGAAGAAUAGGUUUGACACAAAGGAGUCAACUCCAGACCUAGAAGCCUGGGAAUGUAAAGCCAGGUUAGAGAGGCAGGCCACACGAACGAAGAGAAAACAUGACUAAGACUAGACCUCAGAAAACAUAAUCAAAUCAGUUCAAAGAAGAUAUUUUCUACAUCUAAUGAAUGGGGAAAUCCAUCAAUUAUAAUUCAGACCUUACUAAGUGUCAGAAAAUUCACAUUGUGAAGAAACCUUAUGAAUGUAAUGAAUGUGGCAAGGGCUUCCAAUGGAGUUCUCAUUUUGCUAAACAUCAGCGAACACAUACUGGAGAGAAACCUCUGAAUAUAAUAAAUGUGAGAAGGCCCUUUGCUCAAGUAGAAGACUCACUGAACAUCAGAGGAUUCAUAGUGGAGAGAAAUUUUAUGGAUGUCAUGUAUGUGGGGAAAACCUUCAGCCAGUUCACAGAACUUACUUCAGCAUCAAGCAGUUCAUAAAGGAGAGAAUCCAUUUGAAUGUAUUGAAUGUGGGAAGACCUUCAGCCGGAGUUCACAACUUAUGUACAUCAGAGAUUCAUGCUGGAGAGAAACUUGUAUGAAUGUAUUGAAUGUGGGAAGUCCUUCCUUUGGUGUUCACGGCUUAUUCAACACCAGAGAAUACACAGUGGAGAAAAACCUUUUGAAUGUAAUGAAUGUGGGAAGGCUUUCGCCAGAGGAUACAACUUACUGUACAUCAGAGAAUUCACACUGGAGAGAAGCCCUAUGAAUGUAAAGAAUGUGGGAAGGCCUUUCACCGAAGCACAGGACUUACACAACAUCAGAAAAAUUCAUACAGGCGAGAAACCUUAUGAAUGCAAUGAAGUGGGAAGACCUUCUGCUGAGCUCACAACUUUAAUCAACAUCAGAUAAUUCAUAGUGGAGAGAAACUUUAUGAAUGUAGUGAAUGUGGGAAGGCCUUCUGCCGCAGGGUCACAACUUACACAACAUCAGAUAAUUCAUACUGAAGAGAAACCAUAUGAAUGUAGUGAGUGUGGGAAGGCUUUCCAUCAGACUUCACAACUUAUUCGACAUAAAGUAAUUCAUACAGGAGAGAAACCUUUUGAAUGUAAUCAAUGUGGGAAGGCUUCCACAGAAGCACAGGACUUACACAACAUCAGAGAAUUCAUACUGGUUGGAAACCUUUUGAAUGUAAUGAAUGUGGCAAGGCCUUCCACAGAAGCACUGGACCUAAUACAACACCAUAGAAUUCAUACUGGAGAGAACCUUAUGAAUGUAAGGUAUGUGGGAAAACCUUCCGCAGGAGCUCACAACUUACUCAACACAAGGUAAUUCAUACUGGAGAGAAACCUUAGGAAUGUAAUGAAUGUGGGAAAGCCUUUCUGCUGAGCGCACAGCUUACUCGACAUCAAAAAAUUCAUACUGGAGAGAAACUCCCAAAUAUAACAUGUGUGAGAAUCCUUCCGCACAGAGAAGCUACUUACUCAACACCACAAAAUACAUAAUGGAGAGAAGCCUUAUUAAGUUAAGUCCUUGUGAGUAUGAUUAAUGUGAGAAGGGUUUCAGACAGAGCAAACAACUACUGAAAACUAGAUAAUUCAAACUAAAUCAAAACCCUAUACAUUAUAAGUGAUCCAUGCUGGUUUCUGUGACUGUUCUAAACUUUUUCACUCUCCUGAAGUCCCAAGCCACUUCCUUGUCUUGUCUCACACUUUAUAGCAGAUAUUAUUAUAUACUCUUAAAUUACUGAGAAAGUUGUAGAAGUAUGAAAGGAAUUUCCUAUAUUUACUCCACUCCUCACAAAUGCCCAGAAUUCUGAACUACUUCUCCAUCCUGUCACCCAGGCAAGUAGAAACUCCUCCUUCUUCUUUCCAAAAGCUGAUUCUUUGCCUAUGGCCUUUAUGCUACCAGUUCCUUUUAGUUCAGGACAUUAAUUUGACAGUCAUCCCUCUUUUUCUUUGCAUCUUAAACCUCUCCCAGUGGCUCUCUCUGAGCUUUGUGUUCAAGUUUCUCAAUUUCCCAAAAUGAAAAAAAUCACUACCCAAUCCAGUCACCAACCCAUUUCUUUUUUUCUUGCCACACCUCUUGAAAAUUAUUCUCAUUUCCAUUAAUAACAAAUGGCAUUUUCAUAGCUCUUUGAAAGUUUAUAACAACAUUAACAUCUUACUAGAGCCUACAAAAAUCAUGAGAAAUUAUGGCAGUCGUUAUCCCUUUUAUAGAUGGAGAGAAGUGUGACUGGGUUUAAGUAACAUACAGCUAUAUAGGUAUAUACAGCUACUCUUGGGCCAUCAUUAUCUCACUACCCAUCAUCUGCAAUCUGGUUUCUAUCUCAACCUACCCUCAGAAGACACUAGUGACUUCCUACUUGCUAAGUACAAUGGCUUUUUGUAGUACACCCUUGUUCUUCUUUGUAGUAUUUGAUGUAAUUCACCCACCCUUUCCUUCAGUGCCCUCCAGUAUUCCAAAAUGCCACAUUCUUGGGGUUAGUAAUAAACAAUGUGAAUUUAAAUGAUACCUUUAAGGUUUUCAGAAUACUAUCCUCCCUCCCCUUUAACAAUUCUUUGAAGUAGACUGAACAAGUAAUAGUUGUCCCAUUUUAGAGACCAGGAAACUGAGAGGGUCACUUGCUUUUGAGGCAGUAAUUAUUGAGAUUCCUUAUGUGACUUAAGACCCAAGGUCCUGACUUCAAAGCCCAGCAACCUUUCUACUACACAAUGUUGAUUUUUCCUCUUUCAUCUGUAUUUGCUUUCUUUGAUUCUUUGCUGAUUUAUUUUCCUGUCUCCUUAAAUAGCAUGUUCCCCCACCAGUCCCUGAUUAGAACCUAGGAUUCAUGCUGCCUUGAUGAAUGGCCCAUGGUCUCCUUAUUCCUUUUCCAUGUCCAGAGUGGUGGGUGGUAUCCUUUUCAAGCUAGGGCUCAUGGAAAACCCUAGGCAUGGUUUCCAUGUGUGAUGUGUAAAAUUUAAUGUGCCGUCUAUUACUGUCCCAAGUGUAGGGGAAAAUUAGCUAGGUUUAAUCAUAUAUUUGUUACUUAGAAAUU
Messenger RNA from Dromiciops gliroides (monito del monte), 4244 nucleotides. RefSeq names its product zinc finger protein 69 homolog B-like. The transcript is spliced from 5 exons. Lineage: Eukaryota; Metazoa; Chordata; Mammalia; Microbiotheria; Microbiotheriidae. The coding region runs from base 796 to 1338 and encodes 180 amino acids. The record is from RefSeq and is a predicted model, not a curated record. Gene Ontology annotation, biological process: regulation of DNA-templated transcription.